Aspergillus tanneri is the source of this 420-nucleotide messenger RNA. RefSeq lists its product as uncharacterized. The transcript has a single exon. The coding region runs from base 1 to 420 and encodes 139 amino acids. The record is from RefSeq and is a predicted model, not a curated record. NCBI's taxonomy places the organism in Eukaryota, Fungi, Ascomycota, Eurotiomycetes, Eurotiales, Aspergillaceae.
AUGAAGUUCUUCUCCACCGUCGCUAUUCUCGCCACCGCGCUUCUCCCCGUCUCCAACGCCUGGGUUCUCCAGGUCAACGGCAACGGCGAGAGGAACGGUUCUCCUCUCACCGAGACAUUCUCCAGUCGCUCUGCCGAGAACAACUGCCAUGACAUCUCGACCACCAUUCAGAAGAAGGGCGUGCACGAUUUCAAGUUCUGUACCAUCCAGAUGUACGGCUGUGAGAUCAAGUUUUUCGACGGCGUCGCUUGCAAGGGCGAGGGCCUUGGCCACAGCGGUGGUCGUGGAUACAGCUGGACCAAGUAUCCCGUUAGCAAGAAGGGAAGCACCAUGAAGAGCUUCCGUAUUACUGGAUGUCGUGCGGAUCUUCCGGUUUUGGAGAAGUUCAAGUUUGAUACUUUCAGAAUUGCCGAUUGCUAA